Messenger RNA from Colletotrichum navitas, 747 nucleotides. RefSeq lists its product as uncharacterized. Bases 187 to 597 code for a protein of 136 amino acids. The transcript has a single exon. NCBI's taxonomy places the organism in Eukaryota, Fungi, Ascomycota, Sordariomycetes, Glomerellales, Glomerellaceae. The record is from RefSeq and is a predicted model, not a curated record.
GCCUCGCUCUCGUGACGGGCGGCAAAUGGCUCUUGCUCACAGCUGGUAUGUUAACACGGUCGAGUGGUGGAAGAGCACGCCGUAAAACAGACGCUCGAGGCACGAACAGGAGCUUUGGUCGGGUGUUGGCAGACGCGAGCUGGACGCGCAUGAACCUCGUCCCGGAGCAUCUCCAGACCCGGCAGCAUGGCGGACUCGCAACGGAAUCGGCUGUUGACACAUGCAACUUCUACACACACACACACACCACACACCCUUAGCAUGGCACCACCAUGCGAACCGGUCCAUAUCACAUGGAAGAACAUUUGUUUUAUUCAUCGGUCCUUUCUGAUACUGGCGUGGUUCGUCCGCUUUUCAAACCCUCACCCUCCGUACGUACCAUCCAACCAUCAUUUUCAUUCCUGCGUUUGGCCGACGCCUCACCGCCCCAUCCAAUUCAUGUUCCAUCUUUCAUUCCCCCUUCCAACGCAUCAAAGCAAAGUGCAGCAAAAAAAGACGAACAGAACGACUAAAAUCAACAACCAAAAAAAACCGGACAUACCCCUCACUCCAAAUCGUUACCUGGAUUGCUCGGGGCAUGACGCGUCUCUCAUCUAAUAGUGGGGUUGUAGGCAAGGGUGUGUUUGUGGGAAUCUUUGGGAUAAAAAUAAGAGUGCCCACCCAGAGGUAUAAAAUGGUUUGAUCGUACAAUAGUGCUACGAGAGUAACAAAACAAAACAAAAACAGCAAGGUGAAGUUGAUAAAAGA